Molecule: messenger RNA, 1974 nt
Organism: Jatropha curcas
Lineage: Eukaryota; Viridiplantae; Streptophyta; Magnoliopsida; Malpighiales; Euphorbiaceae
Gene: CAX7
Product: calcium exchanger 7
Biological process (GO): monoatomic cation transport; transmembrane transport
Cellular component (GO): membrane
Molecular function (GO): monoatomic cation transmembrane transporter activity
Source: RefSeq, a predicted model, not a curated record
CUUAUAAACAAUCCAAAAAGAUUGCCAAUUCCCUCCUAGAAGCUCUCAAGGUAAUUUAUGGACUACUAAUACUUCACUUCUCAAUAUCUCCACUAGCACCACUUCCUUUUGAAUGGCAAGCUUCACUUCCAAACCCAGAAAGCUCACUCUUUUCCUCAACACUUCCUUUCUCUUCCUUUCCAUUUUCUAUAUCUCAAUCUCAUAUUUUCUUGAAAAAUCCAAUGAAGCAGAAAAUAUAGUCAAUAACCAUAAUCAUUCUUUAUCGUUUCAAGAAUUGAUCAAGAAUGGUGGCUGCACUGGCCUUCAUGACCAUGCAGACUCAAAAUCCAAGUGUGUGUAUAUUAAGUCACAUAUUGGAUGCAAGCCUAAAGGGUAUAUAAACUAUCUUGAAAUAUUUUAUUGCACUUUUGGGCAAUUUCAGAUACUGGGUUAUGCUUUUUUAUUACUAUGGCUUGCUGUUUUAUUCUAUUUACUGGGUAAUACAGCUGCAGAAUAUUUCUGUUCUUCCCUAGAAGAUUUGUCAAAAAUCUUGAAACUUUCUCCAACCAUUGCUGGUGUCACUCUUCUUUCUCUUGGCAAUGGUGCUCCUGAUGUUUUUGCUAGUAUUGUUUCAUUUACUAAGUCUAGUAAUGGUGAAGUUGGUCUAAACAGUGUACUAGGAGGAGCAUUUUUUGUGUCUAGUACUGUUGUUGGUGUUAUAAGUACAUUAAUAAGUCCUCGAAAAAUUUCAAUUGAUAAACCUAGUUUUAUUAGAGAUGUCUCUUUCCUUCUUUUGUCACUUUCUUCUCUUCUUUUGAUUCUUGUUAAAGGAAAAAUCACCUUAUGGGUUUCAAUUUCUUUCCUUUCUAUUUACUUCUUUUAUGUUUGUGUAGUUUGCUUAAUGCAAUUUGUUAUCUUUAAAAAAGAACCUAAAGUAAACCCAUUGCCAACUCCUCCAUCUACAAAAGAUUUCACCAUUAAUAGCCAAGAAGAUGUUGUGGAAAUGGGUAUUCCACUUCUUGGUUAUGUUGAUGAUGAAAAACCCAUUUUAGUGGAAAAGAAAACAAAUAUUGAGAAUGAGAAACAAGAAAGCUCAUCAUCUUUUUAUUACUACUUGGGUAGAUUUUUAAAUAUUUUGGAGCUACCUUUGUACUUGCCAAGAAGAUUGACUAUUCCUGUUGUCAGUGAAGAAAGAUGGUCUAAGGCUUAUGCAGUUAUUUCUGUUACAUUGGCACCAUUUUUACUGGCAGCUGUGUCCGAAACUCAAAUGGAAAAGAAAAUGCGUUCUAGAAGUACUCUAGUGGCUUACUCAAUAGCAGGUUUUAUAGGCAUGUUUCUUGGAAAUCUUGCUUUUGUCUCUACUAAAAGUUCAAACCCACCAAAUAAGUUCUUAUUCCCUUGGCUAGCUUGUGGGUUUUUAAUGAGUGUUGCUUGGACUUAUAUUAUUGCUGAGGAAUUGGUUUCUCUUUUGGUUUCAAUUGGGCUUGUAUUUUGGAUUAACCCUUCAGUUCUAGGGUUGACUGUCCUUGCUUGGGGCAAUUCACUUGGAGAUUUGAUAGCUAAUGUGGCUAUGGCUAUGCAUGGUGGGUCAGAUGGAGCCCAAAUUGCUAUUUCAGGUUGCUAUGCUGGGCCCAUGUUUAAUACCUUGUUGGGGUUGGGCUUAUCAUUUGUUAUCUCUUCAUGGGCUAAAUAUCCAAAUUCUUAUACGAUCCCUAAUGACCCUUCCCUCUAUGAGACUUUAGGGUUUUUGAUGGCAGGCUUGCUUUGGGCCCUUGUUAUUUUGCCAAGAAAUAACAUGAGGCUUGAUAAGUCUCUUGGGGUUGGUCUCUUAACUGUAUAUUUGUGCUUUAUCUCUCUAAGGCUGGCUAGGGCUUUUGGUCUUUUGAAAUAUCUAGAAUAAGGUUAUUUCUGGAAACAUAUUUAGCAUUGUAUUUUCAAUGGUUAUAUUAUAGUAGUAUACAAAGUACUAUAAGACUAAUUAAGUCGUUGAAUAUC